This is a messenger RNA of Leptidea sinapis, 6354 nucleotides long. RefSeq names its product PHD and RING finger domain-containing protein 1. The coding region runs from base 251 to 6244 and encodes 1997 amino acids. The transcript is spliced from 14 exons. The record is from RefSeq and is a predicted model, not a curated record. NCBI's taxonomy places the organism in Eukaryota, Metazoa, Arthropoda, Insecta, Lepidoptera, Pieridae.
AUGGCCGCCACACUACCUAUCGAAAGCGGCAUUCUGUCAAAAUAGAAAAUAAAUUCGUCAUAAAAUGAGUAUUACAAUCACAUAAAACAUUUUAAUGAGAAUGGAUGAUUAUAUAGAUAGUGUAUUUAAAAACAUCUGAAUGAAUUCAUCAAGUUUAAUAAUAGAAGUCAAAAGUUAUAUUAUAAGGACAACAUCUUUGCGAUUUGCUUCGUGUCGUGUCUGAAGCGAUCAUUCGUGUUUACAAUUGAAGAUGAACGAAGACAAUAGUGAUGACUCGCCUCCCCGAGGAAAACGUAGAAUCGAUCUGUCGGUAAAAUCAUCUGCAGUGUUUGAGUCCGACAGCGACGACAUCACAGCGUCGAGGCCACGUAAAAAAAAAUUAAGGGUUAUAAGUGAUGAUGAUGAUACAAGUGACAGUAGUGGGAGCUCUGUGUGCACUGCGAGCCGCCGUCGCCGCAUUCUGCCCAAAUUACGAGAUUCGGAUGUGGAAAGCGAGCCAGCAGCCCGCAGCAGUCCAACCAAAGCAACUUCAGGGUUCGCUUCAGACAGCUCAGAAGGAAACUCUGACAAGUGUUCUAUAUGUCUGCUGAGAUACACAAAUCAAGAGAUUGGAACACCUGUUAACUGUGACCACAUAUUCUGUUUGGAUUGUAUCACAGAAUGGUCCAAGAAUGUUAAUACAUGUCCAGUAGACCGCAUCACAUUUGAAUCAAUAGUUGUGCGAGCUUGUAUGGGUGGUAGAGUGUUGAGGACAGAAGCUGUCAAAGUGACAGAACGCAGGCCUUCCAUUGAAUUACUUGUUAUUGAAGAUCCUACAGUUUGUGAGAUAUGUGGAGCGGCUGAUGAUGAGGAGACAAUGUUGCUGUGUGACAACUGUGACCUCGGCUACCACAUGCAUUGUCUCACGCCACGCCUUGACGAGGUGCCGAUAGAGUAUUGGUUGUGCCCGGACUGUACUGAAAUAAGUAAUGAAAUUAACUCAAGUCGUGUGGACCCAUUUAUAAAUAGGAGUCUCAGGAGGUCAAUGAGAGUUCAAGAUGUGGUAAAUCAACCGUCUACAUCUGGGAGUACAGAUAGAAACACAGCACGUAGAGGAAGAGCAACCACAACUUCAAGAAAUACAGCCACAACUCAGAGCGGCAGCUCCAAUAGUUCCAGGCAACAUACAACACAUACUAGAAAGCAAAAUAAGAAAAGCAGAAACGUUGCUAUUGAAUAUGAAGAAGAAGACGACAGUAGUUCUGUCACAAGAAGGGUUACAAAGACUGUCAAACGGAAGAAAAAGCAACGUAAGCGACAACCUCGCACGGCGGCGCGGCGGUCGCACGUGCAAGCCAGCGUACGCGCUCGCCUGGCCGCCAUGAAGGUCGACCGUGCGAGCAGCUCGCACACGCCGCACUCCCGCGCGACGGCUGACCUUCCCACCGUCCGCGAGCGGGCUGGUAUCGCGCGACUCAGCCUGUUCGGCAACGACACGCCGCUGGAGUACUUCUCAGACGACGACGACGCGCAGGUGCCUAACUACCCCAGUAGGCCGGUGGCCGUCGGGCCGGGUUCACUGUACGGGACUGCGGUAGCCUUCCGACAGCCACACAUUCUUGAUGCCUACAGACGGAUGAGACGGAAAACGGUAAAUAUAUCAUCACCUUUACAUGCAUCCACACCACCUGAUAUAGUCUCAAACAUAAUGGAGAGCCAGAGUCUAUUCCACGCCAAGAAUACAGUGAUUACGGUCACACCUAGCGGUGAUCUAAACAUACAAAAGGCAAACAAACCUGUGUCACAUAAAAAAGCAAGUGAAACAAAAAAAGACGAGAGAUUAGAUUUAUCGAAUGCGGAGGACGACUCAAGAAAAGUACCCUCUUAUCCGGGACAGUCGCGAGGCGGUGGCUGGGGGGGAGGCUACCGGGGUACAUACAAUAGAGACCAGAACACCAACAACUUCAGCAGAGGUGGCAGCUACGGAGGUGGCUAUCAGAACCGACAAGGACAAGCUCAAAAUAACAAUGGUAUGUUCAACUAUCAGAAUAGCAAUCGCCAUGACGAGCCCGAUUUCUACGAUAACUUUUCGAGGCGCCCGCACCAGUACACACCGGCUGAGGACCCGUAUCUGGACAGGUCUAGGAGACCCGCUCCCAAUGAUGUCAACAGAACAUCCAACCAAUCCAGAUAUAGUCUUGGACCUACUUGGCAACCAUAUGGCAAUGCUCCACCUGUGUCAAGACAAGAGAUGCCCCCUGCUACCGCAAGACAUUCCUUUGGAGGCUUCGAAAACCCUCUCGAUAUGAGAAUGGGCCAAAUGCCUACAAUGAGUUCCAAUACGGACUUGUAUGCGAGAGAACCACAACCGGAACACGACAAGCACCGACAGCAGCUUUAUAACCAGUCAGCUAACACUCAACCAUUUCAACCCCUUCCAGAACCACCUGCCUUCCCUUUUCAGAAGACACUUGAAGUAGAAAAAUCUGAAGAUGAGAAGAGUGAUUCGGGUCUAGUUAUAGAUACAGAAAAGUAUGACCCGACUGAACCUACACUUGACGACGAAGACAGCACAGAAGAACAACGAGACUCUUCUAAUUUAAACACAGAUAACAAUGUGGUGUCUGAGGUGGAUAAAAAACCCGCACAAAUUGCUUCCUCGAUGCACCUGCCUUCUUUGGUCAAUAUUGCUCCGGCUGAAACUGUGGACAGUAUCCUUGCUGGCAUUAACACAGACAACAUCAAUGUGCCAUCCAACGUCUUAGACAGUGCAGUGAGGCAAGUUUUAAAAAAACAUAGAAAUCUUUAUAUUGCAUCAAAUGAGUCGCAAAUCGAACAAAGUGAUAAUGACUCCGAUGGCGAUUGUCCAAACUUUUCUAUAUACUCUGCAACAAGUGUUCAUAUAGCUAAUAAUAGCAGUAGCUUAACAGAGGAAUUAGAACCUAAACAAGAUCCUAUACCGAGCGGUCUUGAGGACCUCGUACAAGAAGACGAUGAUGUCCCUACCUCAGAAAGCGCCUCCCCCAACAUUGCUGAUUCUGAUAUCACGGAAUCUGUAAUCAAAGUUGAGGAGCCACAGAUAAUUAGUAAAAAUAAUGAGUUUACUGAAAAACACCGAAUAAAUGAGGAAUACAAGGAGAAAGUGUCCAAGCGCUGCCCAAUCACUACAAGCACUCGAAAUCCAAUCAAAAUCAAAUUGAACACACCUUCAUUAAUAAAAAGACAAGUAUCAUUAUAUGACGAGGAAGAUACUAGUCAAGAUAUUGAUGUGCCCACCUCAGAUAUUACUACUGUAGACAAAACUGAAAAUCCAUCUAUACUCAAAAGUGAAAAAAUAAUUAAUAAAGACGGGAGUGAUAAAUCAGAGGAAACUGUGAGUAGUGGUAAAAACCAAGCGAUACUUGAAGAUGUGGAACAAUUUAUACCCGAAAUAAUAAAAUCGCCCAAAAGCAAAGUCGAAACUGUAGAGUUUCUGGAAAAUGAUAUAAGUAAAGAUGAUAAAUCUGAGGCAAAAGAUGACCACGAGAUAAAUGAAGCAAAUACGGGUGAGGUGUUGAAUCAGGAUAGUCAAGAAAUAUCUGACAGCGAGAUAUGUUUAAACUUAGAUUUGCCGAAGAAAAGUGAUGAAAAUAAUGAAAUUGAAGAUAAUUUAGAGAAAAUGACUGAAUCCAUCAGCGAGACCGAAGACGAAAGGAGUUACACUCCUUGCUUAGAUGAGAAUAAACCCAAAGAUAAUUCGUUCGAUACGGAUAAAGACAAGGGCAUUGAAGGCCUGGACACUGAAAUGAUUUCAGAGGAUGAAGGGAACGAAUUAUUCUCGGAGAGCGAGCGGCCGGCAUCAGCUGCGUCGCGGGUCACCUCACCCCCGCCCGCGCCCGAGGUUCAUGAUGAUGUCGAGGUUCCAGAGAAAAAGAAAAGCGAAAGGAAAAAAGAAGGUCGCGAUGAAGUAAAGAAGAAGAAAAAGAAGGAUUCGAAGAAAGAGGGUAAAGAAAAAAAUAAAAGUAAGAAAAAGGGAGAAGUAGCGUUCAAAAAGCUAAGCAAGAGCGGGAAGGAACGCAACUACCGGGAGCGAGAAAAAGAUGACAAAAAAAAUAAGAAGGAUAGAAGGUCAUCAAGCGAGCCCGAGGGAAAGAGUAAGAAACGCAAAGAGAAGAGGAAAGACUUGGAAAGGUACGACGUGCGCAACGUCGUCACCGAAAAACGGCGGAAGACGAAGGACCCGUUCGGCCGCGAUAUCUCGCCGCGCGUGCGAUCCCCCACGCUAUCGCCGGAGCGCCGCUCGCCCACCGCGUCUCUCGAGCGCAAGUCCCCGCGCCGCCGCCGCUCGCCGUCGCCGGUGCGUAUCAGGCGCUCCGUGUCGCGCGGCCGGCACUCCAUCAACCGUGCUCGGCGCUCUCUGUCGCGUGCGCGGCGCUCGAUAUCUCGCGCGAGGCGGUCGAUGUCGCGCGUGCGGCGCUCGCCGGUGCUGCGCCGCAUGUCGCCGGUUCGUCGCUCGCGCCGCUCUAACAGUCCGCGGUCGCUCACACCGCGCAUAUCGCCGCGCGCGUCGCCGUCGCCCCGUCGUCGGUCGCCCGCCCGCAAGCGGCGUCGUCGAUCGACUUCGCGCGUCCGCAAGCGCCGCUCGACAUCGGUGAGUCCUCGACGAGUGUCUAAGAAGAAGAAACGCAACAGAUCGGAGCAAUCACCCGCCAGGCGGCGCCUUGUGAAGUCGCCGUUGAGGAAGAGCCGUUCGCUGUCCGUGGCUCGAGCGCUGCCCUCGCCCUCAGUUGACUCGCGCCUGCUAUCGCCCCGCACACCCCCGCCCGAGCCCCCCGAUGACCUGCCGCCGCCCGACGUCCGGCGCCGCCGACGAGACCCCGCCCGCCGCCGCCUGCGAGACGCACCCGCGCCCUCCAAGGAGGUGUUCACGUCCGGAGACAACAUUCUGGUGAGCGUCAGCUUCAGCGAACAGGAGCAGGCGGAGCGGACUCGUAAGCGCGGCAAACGGAGACGCCGCGCGCGGGCCGCUGCGGUCGCGGGGGCCGACAUAGAGACACACAAGCCGGUCGCCAUAAUCGACCUCGAGCGUUCGCCCUUCCGCGAGCUGACGCCCUCACCCAAGAACGUCAUAGUGCUGAGUGACAGUGACAAGGAGGAGAAGGAACCGGCGGUGGUCGCGCCUGCUGCAGCCCCGGCCGCCGCGCCCGCCCCCGAGCCAGCCGGGCCGAAGACUCCGCCGUCGCCGGCUCCGUCGGGCGCCGGCACGGGCGGGGCCGAGCGGCCGGCCGCGCCCGACGCGGGGCCCGGCGAGGCGGGCGCCGAGGCCGCCGCCCCCGCGGCGUCCCCCGCCGCCUACGACCCGUUCGAGCCGACGCACUCGCCGUCCCCCGCGCGCUCGCCCACGCCCCCGAGUGCGUCGCCCCCGCGGGCCGACUCGCCCGCCGCGCGCUCGCACACCUCGCACUUCGGCAACAUCAACGGCGGCGGCGGCGGCGGCGGCGCGGGUGUGGCGGGGUCGCCGGGCGGGUCGCCGCCCACGCUCAUGACGCUGGAGGCGGCGCAGCGCACCAACAUGUCGGCCGACGACGUGCUGGACCGGCGGCCGCUGGAGCCCGCCGAGAAGGUGCUGGCGCUGCUGCAGUCCACGCGGGACGCGCCGCCCGAGCCGCCGCCGCCCGACGCGCCGCCCGCGCCGCGCAUCGUGCUGCCGUCGCCCACGCGCACGCAGCCCAAGCUGUUCCCCGGCAAGCCGUCCCCCAUCAAGUCCAACCCCGUCAAGCCGAUGCAGACCCUGCAGCCCAAGGCGCCGCUGGAGGCCGCCGCCGGCUCGUCCCCCUACUCGCCGGGCUCGUCCGACUUCGGCGACCUGUUCGAGCCGCCGGGCGCCCGCCGCGACGCCUUCGACGUGGUGCGAGGACGCCGCGCCGCGCGCGUGCCCGUCAGGCUGACCGGCAAGAAGGGCAAGACGCAGGUCGGGGUGAAGAUAGACGAAGACAACCUGAAGAUCCUUGACGACCUGCCCAGCUCCGCCGUCGAGAUGCAGGUCAAGAGCAAGUUCCUCAAGAAGCUGAACCGGCAGGAGCGCGUGGUGGAGGAAGUGAAGCUGGUGCUGAAGCCGCACUACAACAAGAAACACGUCACCAAGGAUGAGUACAAGGACGUGCUGCGGCGUGCCGUGCCCAAGAUCUGUCACAACAAAACGGGCGAGAUCAACCCCGCCAAGAUCCAAGCGUUAGUGGAGGCCUACGUGAAAAAAAUCAGGAAAAAACACAAGCUGGGCCUCUAACAAGCCCCUGCCUACGCAGAAUGAGUUUAACUAAUUGUAAUUAUAAUUUAUCUACGGACAUUGUAUUUUACUUAAACGUUUAUUUAAAUAAAUAUAUUAGUUUUAAUUGA